ACGUGAUACGUCAUAACAACACAUUUGUAACUACAGUGAUUAUAUAAAAUCUGGCAAACUGCCAUUCUCCUUUCCUCUAGUGGUGCUUUGUGUUUUAAGAAUUAGUUUAAACAAAUCUAUUCACGCGAUUCAGAGAAUAAUGUCGGUGACUGGAAUAUUUAGUCGAACUGCACGCAGUGUUGUUCCUCAUUUAACCAGAGGGGUUUCUUCCACACAAACCCCUAUCCAGGCUGCCAGCACUGCAGCUAUUGUCACAGAGAAGAAGCUUACCGAGAAACCAGUUUUUGAUUACGCCGAUGCUCUCAACCUGGAAUGUCGUUUAACUGAUGAUGAGAAGAUGGUCCGUGACGUGUUUCAUGAUUAUUGCCAGGAGAAACUGAUGCCCCGUGUAACUAUGGCGAAUAGACAUGAGACUUUUGACAGAGAGAUUAUGAGUGAGAUGGGAGAACUAGGAGUACUAGGCCCAACCAUACAGGGUUAUGGAUGUCCCGGUGUAUCCUAUGUUGCCUAUGGACUGAUUGCCAGAGAGGUUGAAAGAGUAGAUUCGAGCUACAGAUCUGCUAUGUCAGUACAAUCCUCCCUUGUAAUGUACCCAAUCUAUGAUUUUGGAAGUGAAGAGCAAAGAGAAAAAUAUCUUCCCAAGCUUGCCAGAGGCGAAUUAAUUGGUUGUUUUGGACUAACUGAACCUAAUCAUGGAUCUGAUCCCGCUCAUAUGGAAACCAGGGCUAAGUUGCAAUCAGAUGGUAAGGUCUGGCUACUGAAUGGCAGUAAGAACUGGAUUACAAAUUCUCCUAUUGCUGACGUAUUUGUUGUAUGGGCUCAGACUGAUGAAGGUUUAAGAGGAUUUAUCCUUGAGAAAGGUAUGAAGGGAUUAACCGCCCCUAAAAUUGAAGGAAAAUUUUCUCUCCGAGCCUCCACAACAGGAAUGAUAUUUAUGGAUGAUGUUGAGGUUCCCAUGGAGAAUAUGCUCCCGAACGUAAAAGGAUUUAAGGGUCCAUUCUCUUGUCUGAAUAAUGCAAGAUAUGGUAUUGCCUGGGGAGCUCUGGGCGCUGCUGAGUUUUGUGUUGCUCAGGCUCGUCAGUACACUCUGGACAGGAAACAGUUUGGUAAACCUCUGGCAGCAAACCAGCUCAUUCAGAAGAAACUAGCUGAUGCAGUUACAGAGAUUUCUCUUGGUCUUCAUUCUUGUCUUCAACUUGGAAGAUUGAAGGAGGAGGGUAAACUAGUUCCUGAGAUGAUUUCUAUUCUGAAGAGGAAUAAUUGUGGAAAAGCUCUAGAUAUUGCCAGACAAUGCAGGGAUAUGUUGGGAGGAAACGGAAUAUCCGAUGAAUAUCAUAUUAUCAGGCAUGUAAUGAACCUGGAAGCUGUGAACACUUACGAGGGAACUCAUGAUAUUCAUGCGCUCAUAAUUGGUAGAGGAAUUACAGGAAUACCUGCCUUCUCAUAGAUUCAGCCCAUUCAUGAGGAAUUACAGGAAUACCUGCCUUCUCAUAGAUUCAGCUCAUUCAUGAGGAAUUACAGGAAUACCUGCCUUCUCAUAGAUUCAGCUCAUUUAUGAGGAAUUACAGGAAUACCUGCCUUCUCUUAGAUUCAGCUCAUUUAUGAGGAAUUACAGGAAUACCUGCCUUCUCAUAGAUUCAGCUCAUUCAUAUGAGGAAUUACAGGAAUACCUGCUUUCUCAUAGAUUCAGCUCAUUCAUGAAGAAUUACAGGAAUACCUGCCAUCUCAUAGAUUCAGCUCAAUCAUGAAGAAUUACAUUAAUGCCUGUCUUCCUAAAGAUCCUUAAUCUUUUCAUGUCUUAUAAAUUCAAGACUUCCAUACAGGAUUUUAGUAAAUAAUCUUAAGUUGACCUUGCUUUAAACCAAUCAAUACUCUUCUUCUUUAUUUUUAUGAUUCAGCCUUUCUCACCACAAGGAGUUAGUUCAUUUCACUUCAAUUUUAACCAGCCGCAGGAUAACCUUAUGUGGGUUCAGCUAAUUUGCAACAAGAUUGGUAAAAUUUGCAUGGAUUCUACAGCCUUCAGUUUUUCUAUAUACAGAGAACUUGAAUCUCAAUACUAUUAUUACAUCACAAAAUUACAAUGCAACCUUUAUAUCUAGUUUAUUUCUAAUAAACUAAAUAUCAUUAAAA
Molecule: messenger RNA, 2130 nt
Organism: Eurytemora carolleeae
Lineage: Eukaryota; Metazoa; Arthropoda; Copepoda; Calanoida; Temoridae
Product: glutaryl-CoA dehydrogenase, mitochondrial
Exons: 16
Coding region: 140-1447 (435 amino acids)
Biological process (GO): fatty-acyl-CoA biosynthetic process; fatty acid beta-oxidation using acyl-CoA dehydrogenase
Cellular component (GO): mitochondrial inner membrane
Molecular function (GO): glutaryl-CoA dehydrogenase activity; fatty-acyl-CoA binding; flavin adenine dinucleotide binding
Source: RefSeq, a predicted model, not a curated record